Messenger RNA from Hyposmocoma kahamanoa, 2935 nucleotides. RefSeq names its product exportin-6-like (gene ebo). The record is from RefSeq and is a predicted model, not a curated record. Lineage: Eukaryota; Metazoa; Arthropoda; Insecta; Lepidoptera; Cosmopterigidae. Bases 10 to 372 code for a protein of 120 amino acids. The transcript has 2 exons. Gene Ontology annotation, biological process: protein export from nucleus. Gene Ontology annotation, molecular function: nuclear export signal receptor activity.
UUUUAAGUAAUGUAUAAAAGUAGCAACUUGUGUAAUCGGCAGGCAAUAUUCCGGCAAGAAUUCAUGGGCGAGUUCCUGUCAGUGCUGCUGGCCGGGCUGAGCGAGGGCGGCGCACGCGCCUUGGUGCGUGAGGAGGCGCUGGCGGCGCUCCACGCGAUGGCCGCUGUCGACUUCGUCGCGUUCCGCCGCGCCUUCCUGCCGCAUUUCUUGCACUCGCUGCCCGGUCUUGCACCGCAACAUAUUGAGCAACUUGCUGACUUCCCGCCUGAUACGGAUCUGCCGACGUUUACACAGAACAUCCAAAAAUUGAUGAAUGACGUGAACUGCUACCGCGCCUACAAUGCGCUCCAGCCGCCUGCUAUGACGUCAUAGCACACGCCCGAUCUCAUGGUGCAUUGAUGCUGUGGGGAAAUUAGUGAUUUAAUAAACUAUUGGAAUAACCGCGUGUCAUACCACAUACAACGCUGAUUUACAGGCUCAAAAUUCCCCAUAAAAUUGAGCUGAACGUGUUCACCUAUCAGGAAAUGAUAAUUCAAUGUGGUUGUUUGUAUGUAAGUUUUUAUAUAUUGAUGCGUGUGAGUGUUCUGAGUAGUGUACUCGGGGGUUAAUUUUCGGUACUCACAAUAUAGACUAUCCCCUGUUUUGAGACCAGAUAAUUGUUAGUAAUCGAUGAUCUUAAAACGAAGAAUGAGACAUUCGAAUAUUUUAAAAAACAGACUUCAUAGGUAGUACUGUGAAUUCACUCAAUGUUACAGGGCUGAAUCUGUAUUUCUUUAUUAGGUUACCUAACCGUCGACCACAAUGAGGAAAUUGGGCACAAAUAAUGGAGGACAUACAAUAAUUUUACUUGAGAAGAUUGUGAAGCGCCGGCACCCGAGUGCCAUAUAAUUUAUUAUUUAACAAAAGGUCAAUAUUUAUGGUAUUUUGAAAAAUAUUUGCUUGCAAUAAACAAGCUAUAUUUGCCGAAGACAAGAAAACACGAUGCGUUAUUGCCUAUUUUAUUAAGUUACAAAUGACAUUUCACUCGCAAACCAAAUAAUUAGUUUGUGUGUAGUCGAAAAUAAGAAUUACUAUAUUUUAUAUUAACACCAGGUGCACGAACAUGUUCGUCACGCCAUUUAGUAUAAAUAAAAAUAUUUUUAGAAAUAAAUUUGUUAUGCUGUGUAACAAGUAUAUCCUCAGAUGGAUAGAAAAUAACUAUCCGUUUACAUUGUCCGCCACUUAAAUUCCUGUUUCUUUGAUUAAUAACAUAUUAUUACAAAUUUGUCGGGGAUAGUGCAAUAACGUAACUAGCAUAGCAAUAUAAGUUUCCAUUUCGGUAAAAAAAAAUCAAGUGACGGGACGAACAAGUCGUGCGCCUUAUGGUAAGCUACAUGCCUGUCCAUAACAGUUACGGGAAUCUAUAGUUAUCAGUCCGUAAACGACAUAAAUUAAUACUUAUUGUGCAAAAUUUACAGUCAUUUUCUUGUAAAACUUGCUUUAGUGCAGAUAUACGAAUUUGCACUAUCACCGACGAUUUCUUGAAAUACGUCACGUGGAGUACAUGUUUUUGCUGUUUAUAGAAUCAACAAAUUUAUUAGGACAAAUAUAAAUGAUUCAUAAUUUAAAAUCUUGAUAAGUAGUUUUAAUUAUUACGUAUUCCUUUUAAGUUUGAAUUUCUUGUAAUGACUUACUCACGGGCAAUGUACUGUGUUUUCUUGGAGAAUAAGUAAUUGAAAUGAAUGAAUGAAUGUGUGACGCACGGUGGUUUCACAAUCCUUUUAAAUAUAGAAAAAAUUCUGAGUGCAUCAAUCAUCGCAUUGACUGUAAUCUUAGAUUAUAAUAUUUUAUGCUUUUGUAAAGCAUUUCGAGAGAGGAUUUUUGAUCCACUGUCGAAUUUUACUUAUUCUAGUUACUAGUCCUUUUAACUAACAUUCAAAAUUUAAUAAUUUAAUUGUAAUUUGUAAAAGUAGUUAGUAUGAUGGCUACGAAAGCUCAAUAUAGCCCAAAGUAAUUUAGUAUUUUUGAACAUUUCAGAGUAGGUGAGACGUAAAGGACCCCAGAAUUGUUAGUUUGGAAUUUAUUAUUUCUACAAACGUUGCUUUAGUAUGCUAAAAAUCACGCAAUGGUAAAAGACAUUAAACCCUAUCGUCGUUUGUUUUUUAUUUAACAUAUUAUUUUAAGAUGGGUAUGAGUCUCAUUCAAAUGCUCUAUACUAAUAAUUACUAUUUGGCACUUAGGGUCGUAUUCCAGAACUGUACUCAUGCUCAAGUCAGGAUUUGAGCAGACUUGAGUAUGAUUUCAAGCACUGGAAAUACGACCCUAAUGGCAAGGACUUGAAUAUGAUUUUCAGUGCUCACUGCAAUACUCAAGUCCUGACUUGAGCAUUGAGUAGAGUUCUGGAAUACGACCCUUAGGGUUCUUUACCGCUCACCUACAGAUUUUGAGAAUGGGCUGCCAUGUUUAGUGUGAUUUUAUUAUUUAUUGGUAAUUGAAGUUCCAAAAAGUUUAUUUUACAAUUACACAAAUGUUUUCCUUAGUGUUGAUUGUGGUUGGUGGACAAAGUUUUCUACAAACCCAUAUACAAACAAAAUCUCAUGUAUUUUCUUUGACUGCCUUAAAAAUAUCUAUUUAUAAACCACUUGUUGGUUUACUUUUAGUUGGUUUACAAUAAGCAUUGUUCAUUUUCUUUUUUACAACUUUUAUGUACUACUUACUUACGUACUUUUAUGUUUAUGUACUUUUAUGUUUAAAGAAUGCCUAGUAUAUAAUUUUAUGUUGAUAUAGAUAUGAUUUUCUAAAACAUCUGAAACUACGUGCGCAUUUAUUUCUAGUUGGGUGCAAUAUCAAGCUGUGAGAACUUGAGAAGACAAUUGAAUCAAUGCAAUUAUUUCUUCUUAAAUGUUGGUGGUGUACGUGCUAUAUUUUAUGCAUAAUUUUUGUUAAUAGAUAAUUA